AUGCCAGCGUUGCUCGGUAAGUCGAUCGAUACUGUGACCAAAGAACAGUUACACCAAGCAAUCAAAGAUGGACUGGACGAAUUCAAAAUAAAGGAAGAUAUUUGGCUCGAUAGAGAUAUAUUAGAAGCAUUACAACGUCAAGUGGAUCGUAAUCUGGCAAGACUAAAAGAAAGUAUCUGAUGUGUUGAAGUCCAUCAUUAGUACAAAAUUUCUGUCAUCUAUAAUCUUGUCAAUAGAAAUCUUUCUGUCUAUAAUCACAAAUGAAGGGUGUGAUUUUAUUAAAAAUAUAUAAAAUCAAAAGCUAGUAAGAUGCAUUUCAUUUAUUGCUAAAGUAAUCUUACGAAUUGCUAAUGAUUUGAAGGAUGAUGAUAUGGACAGAAUGUUUUCCCGGAACUGUUUGGUUCAGUUGGUGCGGCGAUGGUGCAGAGUAAACGGCAAGAGGCUUAACCUUUGAGCUAUUGUGGUUGGUGUUCACUUUUUUUUCGAAUGAUUAAUAUUUGGUAUGACUGUUAGACAGAAUUGAUUUUAUCGCCACUCUAGUGAAACAUCUUGUAAGUAAGAUCUUGAAAUCUUGGGAUUGGUAGGUAAGAUCUUAUCAAGAUCUUUAAAAGAUAAUUCGCUUGUUCAGAUCUUGUCCUAUCUGAUAAAUCUGUACCU
Messenger RNA from Rotaria socialis, 657 nucleotides. Lineage: Eukaryota; Metazoa; Rotifera; Eurotatoria; Philodinida; Philodinidae. The record is from the annotation of a GenBank genome assembly.